AUGUCGGAAAAACAACCCCUAUCGACAUCCACCACAACAAUACCAGCAAACACUGCCCAGGUCUCCGAAGCAGCAGCAAUCGAACAUGGCGCCCUCCCAGCCAGAACCGGAGGAGCCACAAAGCAACCGCUGCCUCGUGGACCAUUCCCGCUCGACAUCCCCGUCCUGAACCAAUUAAGAGGCAAGAGGAUCAUUCUCGCAUCCAAAAGCCCAAGGAGGAAGCAGAUCCUCUCCAGCCUCGGCCUUACAAACCUCGAAAUCAUGCCGUCCAAUAAACCCGAGAAUUUAUCCAAGGAAGACCUCGGACCGUUUGAAUACGUUUUGCAGACCGCGACACAGAAAUGUCUAGAUGUUUACCAGACCACGCUUGAGCACUCCCUGGUUUCCAUCCCUGACCCCGCGCUUGUUGUUUCGGCUGAUACUGUGAUCGUCUCGCAUCAUGGGCGGAUAUUGGAGAAGCCGAGGAGUGAGCUGGAUCAUUUGAAUAUGCUGAAGAUGCUGAGGGACCAGAAGACGCAUAAGUGCUAUACGGCCGUUGUGGCUCUAGCGCCGAGGGAGGAUGCGAGAUACCCCGGGUAUAACAUUGAGACCACGGUGCAAGAGACGAAAGUGGUGUUUGAUGAUCUCGUUAGCGAUGAGUUGAUCGAAGCCUAUGUGAAGACGAGGGAAGGCGCUGAUAAGGCUGGAGGGUAUGGACUGCAGGGUAUGGGAAGUUUAUUGGUGGAGAAGAUCGAGGGAAGUUGGGAUAAUGUUGUGGGAUUGCCGUUGAGGGCUACGCUGGCGUUGAUUGAGAAGGCGGUGCUGAAUCAGGAUGAUAUUCCUUUGGGAGAGGAAACGGAAGAUGAUAUUAUAUAG
Messenger RNA from Venustampulla echinocandica, 855 nucleotides. Its product is annotated as Acetylserotonin methytransferase-like protein-like protein. The transcript has 2 exons. Bases 1 to 855 code for a protein of 284 amino acids. The record is from RefSeq and is a predicted model, not a curated record. Gene Ontology annotation, molecular function: nucleoside triphosphate diphosphatase activity. NCBI's taxonomy places the organism in Eukaryota, Fungi, Ascomycota, Leotiomycetes, Helotiales, Pleuroascaceae.